Penicillium brasilianum is the source of this 2945-nucleotide messenger RNA. Lineage: Eukaryota; Fungi; Ascomycota; Eurotiomycetes; Eurotiales; Aspergillaceae. The record is from the annotation of a GenBank genome assembly.
CGUGUGUUGGAAAAUUAAAGAAGAACCAAAAAGUCUCCCUUUCACUUAUGCACAGUGACUACCUGCCGCAGAGUUAAUUUGUAUACCUAUCAGCUUUCCCAAACUAUACGAGAAACUCUCCCAUCGAUCGACCAUCCCACCGCCUGCAGCAAGCAACCACUCAUUUCUCGGUGUGACUCUCUCCAGAAAACCAAGAACCCCAAAGCGCAAGGCCCCUACUCUUGCAUCGCUGGCCCCCCCCCCCCCAGUUUAGCGGGCCCACGUGAAAGGGCGAUAAGCUCGAGAAGAGAAAAAGAAAAACAGUCGUGUGCCUUCCCACCCCUCCUCUCUUUCAACCUCCCCCUUCCUCUUCGUCAUCCUCCUCUCAUCAUCUCCAACCUCGACCACUCUCCAUCCCGACGCGCGCUGCGCGUCUCCCACUACUCCCGAUGUGGCUCUUUCGCGUCUUCUCGUCGGCCGUCUUCCUCACCGUGGUCGUCUCCUCGAUUCCGCUGGCCUUCGAUGUAGGCGGCAAAGUAUGCGGUCUGGCCUUUUCGCUCUCUCUCGCCACGUUCUACUUCCUCUUCUCGCUGUUGAAGGUCUCCACUCCCGACCGCUCUUGGUUCCGUUCCUCUCUGGUCGUCGUGGUCAGCUCCACACAAUGGAUCCUGAUCCCGAUUCUGUUGAUCUGGUCUUUGAACCGCUUCUCGGUCGAUGCGGACAGUAGCGGUGGAUGGGUUGAGCGCACUUUCACAGGACAGAGGGCAUCGGACAGUUCAAUUCAGGAGUGGCUCUUUGGUCGAGAUGGCUUGGUGGAGACGGUGACCCUGGGCAAUUGGGAUAGACUGCUGCGCUGGUCCACCCCCGUGUUCCAGCUUGCGGAGGGGUUCUGUAGCUUGCUGGUUAUCCAGGCUGCUGGCCAGAUUACGCGUUGGCUGGUGAAUCGAGGUGGGCGAAGUGACAGCUGGAUGAUUGGCCUUCUCGUUCUCUCUGCGACCGUCAUUUCCAGCUCCGUCUACUUCCUCUGGCGUGUCCUUCAGUUCCCUGAAAUUUCCAAUGUCGACGCGGCCCUGAUCGGUGUCUCUAUCACAUGCGCGGUCAUUUUGUGCGCGUGGGGUAUUGGCAGUGGACGUGGAAACCCCGUGGAGAGCUCUCUGCUCUUCGCCUACACCGUCCUCUGUAUCUACCAGAUCUUCACGGACUACCAGCCCUCGUAUCCGGUCGAGCAAGCUCCUUCUCCUUCGCAGGCGGGUGACUUCCCUCCACUUCCACCGAUCAUCAUGGCAUCGUACACCACCCUCAUGCAUGCGUUAUCUCUGUUACCUUCGAUCAUCCACGCCGCUUUCAACGUCAUCACCGCGGUCUUCAGUGCCGUUACCCCGUCAGUUCUGAUUUCUCUCGCGUAUCGGUUACUCGUGUUGUACGCGUCAACGCGGAUCAUUCCCGCCGUGCGGGAAUCCGGCGCUCGAGCGCUCUCGCAGGAGGCCUCUCUGGACGAUUCCGACGCGGCUGGCCAAGUUUUGGGCUUCCUGAGCUAUUUCGCCCCGUCUAUUCUCAUCGCUGUUUACACUAGCCUGCUGAUGCAGCACUUCGCGUCUGCAUCGCAAGCUAUGGGCGGCAGUGGUGAGUGGUGGAGCAGCCAAGGAGGCGGUGGGGGCAAUCUUUGGAGAUGGAUCAACCUUGCCUGUACUAUGGGUCUUUAUGCGGUUGAGCUUUGGCUCGGAGAGCAUGACGAUCUCGACAAUGGUCUGGCCGGGCAUUGGAAAACUGAUUGAGUUCAGUAUCCCGAUGGAGCUCGAUCGGACCGUGCAUUCUGAGAUUUCCACUCUAUCUUCUAGAAGAUCUUAAAAUGUUCCGAUCGCCUUUCCAUCAUCACAUUGUGUUCUACGACCAAGAGGCCAAUUUCCAAAUCUGGAACAGUGGGCGCGAUCCCUUGUUUCAAGGUUAUGUCUUCCGGCCCCUACCGCACUACCACAGGCAUCAAUAUCAUCGGGGGGGGGACUCUCCAGUCUAGUCGUCCCAUGAUCGGUAUGUCUUGACAAAUCACAACCGUAUGGGGCCACCAAAACUUGCUGCCAUGUGGUGUCCGGUCCGAUUCCAAAUAGAGAUUCUCUCUUUAUUCUCUAUCCCCACAUCCUCAUGCCCAAGCCCCCCGUCAGACAAUACACUCGCGCUUGGACCAUUCCUCUUUUGGGGCUACUGCCUGCCGCUAAAGCGAUCUCGUCCUCGCGCGCAAGUAUAAGUCUUUACCCUUGCUUCCCAAUCCUGGAAGUUUUUACCUCCACAAGAUCACCGUAUCCCGAGUACCUUGCCUCUAUUCGAUUCCCUAGCCCCAGGAUUGUGUUUCUAGCGUCCACCCCCAGUCUCCUUGGCAGCCUUGCCUGUAACUGUACUACCGCAGGUGCUAGCUACCCUUGCAAUCCUUCACCACAUCCCUCUCAUGCCCUUCCAUGAUACCAAAUGCAAUGUUCUUUACUAUGUCUUUACAUUCUUGUCAUGUCUUCUCCCUACCACGUGUUUGACCUCUUUUAUACCCUCUGUCGCCCGUGAUCUUUCCCUGGCUCUGCUCUCGUUCCUUUAAUGCAAGCUUGCUCCGUCUCCUUCUGCCUCCUUUCCCAGUAACAUGUCCAACACUUCUCCGCUGGCCCGCGGCUGUUCAUUUCUGUACAUACUUUACCUUUUUGGUGGGUGUUUUCGGGAUUCUUUCUUAUUUCUCUUCGUCCAGGCUCAAAUUGGAGGUUGGUGUGGGGCACGUAAUAGAGAGACCCUUGUUCUUUGCGAAGCAACCCCCGAGGUUUCACCUUUAGGCUCAGGCUAUGGAGGUUUGCUUUUUUCUCGAGGUUCGGUUCCCGUUUAUACUUGGCUGUGUUGGAAUGGGGAGUCAUAGAGCGGACGUGACUAUCAUCAAAUAGCAACAAAAACACUUUAUAUAAAAUGGUACAUUUACAUGAGAUGCUACACUAUUU